UUUUAGUAAUAAUAACUGGCAACCUUUAUGGUCCGUCGCAACAGACGCAAAUGCUGCUGGGUGAAUGAUGGUGGACUGCACCUAUAAGCCACUUUUAAAGGACGACGGAGUUGGACAGAGACAUGUUUCGAUCUAACGACCCUCUAUUUGUGUUGUGGGGUUGCCAAGUGAUGCCGUACUGAAAAAGAAGCGGGAUAAAGACGUUCCCCAGCUUCAAAACGGUUAGUUUGCUUUGGGAUAAUUUCUGAAAACAUGGCAAUGUCCCUAAACCAAGCCUGCCGGAGUCUUGCCCUGUCUACAUGGCUGCUGUCGUUUUGCUUCGUACAUUUGUUGUGUCUGGACUUCACAGUGGCAGAGAAAGAGGAAUGGUACACUGCCUUCGUCAACAUCACUUACCUGGAUCCAGUGACAUCCGAAAUAAAGACAGACAAGAGUGAAUGUGGGAGAUAUGGGGAGCACUCUCCUAAAAGAGACGCCAGGGGCUUUGUGUUUAUGCCAUCACUUCUGCAGGACAGACAGGCAUGUGACAGUAGCAUUAAAUUCUCCCUUCCCCAUCCCAACAUCCCAUGGAUAGCACUGGUAGCCAGAGGAAACUGUACCUACAGGGAGAAGAUAAGACAUGCUGCGGCUCUCAAUGCAUCGGCUGUGGUUAUUUUCAAUGUGGGCUCCAGCAACUCAAAUGACACCAUUACUAUGCCACAUUACGGUACCGGCGAUGUGGUGGCUAUCAUGAUUCCCGAGCCCAAAGGUCGUGAGAUCGUGGCCCUGUUGGAGAAGAACAUAACCGUGGCCAUGCACAUCACCAUCGGCACGCGGAACCUGCAGAAGUACGUCAGCCGCACCUCAGUGGUGUUCGUCUCCAUCUCCUUCAUCGUCCUGAUGAUCAUCUCUCUCGCCUGGCUGGUCUUCUACUACAUCCAGAGGUUCCGCUACGCCAACGCACGAGACCGCAACCAGAGGCGAUUGGGUGACGCUGCAAAAAAGGCCAUAAGCAAGUUACAAGUACGGACCAUCAGGAAGGGUGACAAGGAAACUGAGUCGGACUUUGACAACUGCGCAGUGUGCAUCGAAGACUACAAACCUAAUGAUGUCGUCAGGAUCCUGCCGUGUCGUCAUGUCUUCCAUAAGAACUGUGUGGACCCUUGGCUACAGGACCACAGAACCUGUCCCAUGUGCAAAAUGAACAUCCUUAAAGCCCUGGGCAUCCCGCCCAAUACAGACUGUUCUGAUGACAUCCCUCCUGAUUAUGAGAUGUCCGUCAGCGGCCCUCCCACCAAUCCUGUGACAGGGGCGAGUGAGGUGUCAGUGGGCGAGAGCUCGGCGGUUCUGGACCCAGCUGUCAGAACAAUAGGCCUGUCACACAUUUACCACGAGAUGGACUCCUUCCCGCCAGCCGGAGAGAGCCACCACAUCGCCAGCAGUGAGCACCAGCCCUCCAUGAGCAAUGAUUCAGACACCUCACUCAUCAUGCCAGUGGAGCUCGUCCUGUCUGAUGUAGAACUUCAGUCCGAUCCAGAACAGGACGAUGUGAAGUCCUGAAGAUUACUGAAUGACUCUUGGUGCCAUAAAUGGAGCAGGACUGCAGCGGGACAAUAAAAGAGCAUGAGAAAUAGCAGCACAGGUGUGCAACCUCCUUUUUUGACCUCAUGGUCUCUGUCACCGCAGCUUGCUUGUCCUCUUCCUCUGGCUUUAUUAACCUCAAUUUCAUGUCGUCUUCUGUCCCGAGCUUGUGUUACCAGACUGGAAAAGCCACAUGGUCCUACAAGGGAUGUUUUCGCUUUUAUUCUGGAAAAUUUUGACUGUUUCAACUUCCCUAUGGGAUCACUGCCAGUACACACCAGGGUAUUCUAAAAUGAAUAGACGUAAUGUAAAUGUAACUUACAUUUGCUUUGAGUGUCUAAAGCGGUUUGCGUGUGCUCUAACCAGCGGUCCAAUGUCGUCUCACAGAUGCUCUUAGUGAAGUAUCACCAGUGCUUAUUGUAUGCAGGACACUAUUUUUGCAUCUUCUGAAAUGUGAUGUGUCAUAUCACACUACAGCGACAAGAUCUUCCCUAUGAAGUCGAACCCAGCUCAUGAUAUGGUGAGUGUUUUAGCAGCCGUAUCCAGAGACAGUGUGUCAAGGCAGUACUUGUGAAUCAUAAUGCCACAAAAGCAGUUAAAGCACAUUCUUUCCACUAAUUUUGUCUUGACAAAGUGUUGUCAUGUAUUCCACUAGGGUUUCAGGCCACAUGCACACUUCUAAAUUCAGUGUCACUCCUGUUUGGAGUGCUUAAACCUGCUUUGUACACAGAGGUUUGUUAAUUACAGGAGUGACAAUUGCAUUCUACAACCAAAAUGCAGGUAGUAAUGAUUAUAUUUUCAUGUUAUGUUGCAAUUAGCUUGGAAACUAAUUAAUUACAACUUGGAACAUCAGAAAUAACUAAAGGCCCAUUCACACCAACUAUUAGUGAUGCACAGAUUUUUUUUUUUUUUUUUACCAGAACACCGAAAUUAACACAGAAAUUAAAGUUUUCAUUUUUUCAAACUUAAAAAAGUUCAUUUAAUAAUCUAUUAAUUAAUCUACCCCAAUUCGUUGUUGAAAUAUAAACAUUAAAUAAACAGUGUCUGUAAUAACUUGUCAUGACAGACAUUUAAAAAAACAUACAUUAAAUAAAGACAACAGGUUAAGACUAAAAUAUAAUGAAUAUGCAUGUAAUAUAAUAUUUGUAAUAUAGUGCAUAUAUUUAGCAAAAUUAGGUAUUUUUCCUAGCUAACUACAGAAUUAUGGACAUUAAAUGGCUUUCCUGAGGUAAAUGUAACAUUAUGAGACAUAUUUACAAGCUGUUUUAUUGACGUCUUUCUGCAUUUGAAACACUGAUUUAGCGAUUACAUGAGACAUGAUACACUUCAGUAAGUUGUACUGAUUGACAGAAACUGAAAGCUGAAAUUUUCUUUCAUAUCAAAAGCUACAAAGCACAAAGCUUAUUACGAGGCACGAGGCACGCUACAAAUAACGUUCAGUGAAGUUUUGUUUCAUGCAUUAAAUGAAUACAGCGUAGAAGUCGUCGAUAUGGUCAACCCAGAAUUAACGUCCACACAGCUUUACCUGUUAACUUCGUGCACUCAGCGUGAAAACAGUCAAAAAACGCCAUCAGAGAAGCAAAAAUUUCAGCCAUCCAAAAUUGUUUUGGGCAAAACCGAAUAUUCAUAUUCCUCCGAUUGAAUGUCUUUGAUUGUCACAAUUUUGGCGCGUCACUACAUAACAUUUUAAUAAUCAUCCUAAUUCUAUGAGAAUAGCUAAGUCCACACCACAACCAUAUCAUUUGAAUCCCUUUGAUAACGAUUUUCUUUCCAGCUGAUGAAUGAUAAAGAUAUUGAUAUAGAGAACCAAUCAGAAACCAUCAAAAUUUAAAGGGCUCGAGCAUUUAAAGCGGCAGAUGACAUAACUGCGUUAUAGACCUUAUGUAGUCUCGCGUAACCAGAACUUCAGACUGAUGGCAGAAGGUCUGGACUCUAUCGCAGCUUUCAUUGGCCAAGGACCACCCAAGAGGACGUUUGACUGACAUGUAACGCAACCAAUCACAGUUCUAUUUGUUCCAUGUGUUGUUUAGGGGCAUGGAAACAAAGUCAAUGUCCCUACAAUAACAGACCGGUGUUUAUCUACUAAAUUAUUCAUUCAAGAACGUUGUGCAAGUUUACUACAACAAUGGAACCGUGAACUUCACAUACUUUCGAAAAUCCAGUGUUUGGUUGAUCCUGGUAAGCACUCAUUGUCACAGUUACAGCUCAUAAACAUGAUGGCAUUCUUCUUCCAUGAGGGAGUUUGGCGUCACAGCAUUUGUUUCCAGGUGGACUAUUAAAGAAACGCUACACAAACAUCUCCUGGACGUCCUGUAGAAUUCAACCAACCAGAUGACGACUUCGAAAAUCCUGAAGUGUUUCUAGAUAAGUGUGCCAUAUGCAUUAGACGUUCAGCCAACGGUCCGUGGGCAUGUCGUCUUAAGCCCGGAACACACCAAGCCAACGGUUUUUUGUUUUUGUUUUUGUUCAUCGGCCGACUAAGUUUUCUCAGUGUGUUCCGCACCGUCGGCUGAAGUUGGUCCUCGUCAGCUUUUUUUCGGCCGAUUCGACACGUUGAAUCGGCAUCGGAGCUCGUCGGUCAGUCGGGCCAUCUGAUCAUUCUGAUUGGCUGUUCAGCUACUGCCACCUGCUGGUACGGAAAGACAUUUCUUCUUACCCAGGCGCAGAACGGAUGUGCUACUUGGCCGUCGGGUGUCGAGCGUCGGUUUCGUGUGUCAGGGCAACUUUGGACCCAGACGCUGCCGACGUGAGCCAACCCCGCAGUCUGCUUUCAUCGCCACUUGUUCAUUGCCGUCGGCUUGGUGUGUUCUGAGCGUAAGGCUGAGACUAGACCUUAUAUAGCCCCGCUCGUCUGUAGUUUGAAAUGUCGUAAACGUUGUAUGCAAUGUGACUGCAAUUACUUUCUCUGUUAUAUUUACAAUGUUAUUUCCUAUUUCACUCUUAAUAGUCUAUUUAUAAACGCAUUAUAUCUCUUUAACCAGAUCUAUUGAUACAAUCACGACCGAAAACAAAAACAGCAUUCAGUCAUCGUCCUUCAGUCCCUCAGCUAAAAUUAAAUGAUAACCCUAAACAGUAGGUGGCGGCAAAUCAUUGUUUUAACAAGUCAGUGAUUGAAUCAUUUAGUCAAAGGUCCUGAUUCAUUCAGUCCUGAUUCAUUCAUGGACAAAGCAGAAGUGAAUCGAGUCGUCGAGUCACGGAUUCAUUCAGUAACGAAACCAAAACUGUGUUGCUCGCAGACACUCAAUGGCUCUACUGUUUGGAAUUUGGCAAAUUAGAGGAAAAACCGAUAAUAUUGACAAUAAUGUGUCAAAAAUGUAAGUCACCUAAUAGCUUAUUAACUUACUGUUUAUUGAAUUGUUGUAUAAAAUCAAUCUUACAUUUGCAAACGUGCUGAUAUUCGGGAAAAUUGCACUUUUGCUGUUGUGAUAUUGCUUAUAAAUAUUAAAAACAAGAACUUAUACAGAGACUUUUUUGCAACAUAUCUUGGAUUUUGGGGCAGUAUUUUUGGUGGCAUUUUUUUUGUCUCAAACCCCCGUUAAUUUUCAACCCUGGUGUGUGUGCGCUGUGUAAUGGCGGGAGGCGGGGCUCUUUUUUGAGCACAAGCGGAGGCCCCUUUCGAGGGAAAUGGGUGAAACAUACAGAGGCCAAGGUCGCUACUGGAAUGCGAUAAACUAGUAUUUCCUUGUGAACACAGUCUGAGUCAACCAUCAUGAGGAUCGAUUCACUCCCACAAUUAAUUAAAUGCAGUUGUCACUCCCUAACCAGUGCAGUGUGCCAUAUUUUAUUUUUAUUUAUUUAUUUAUUUAUUUAUUUUGCCAAUAACUUGCUGAGUUAAUGUCUUCAGAGGCUUUUAUUUUUAAAAAGUUAGUCCCAGUUAAAAGUGGAGUGUGUAAUUUCUGCUGCACCGGAAAGAAUUGCGAUCUGAACGGCUGAAUUGGGCCGAACAGCUCAACUAGCGGCGUGAACUACCUGUUCCUCCAAAAACUUGUUCUUUGUCAUUAUUUUUGCUAUUUUGUUUGGUUACUGCAGAAAUUGCACACAUAAAUUUUAUGGGGCGCUUUGCUCAAAUUUAAGCUGCUCACAAUACAUUUGCAGAAGGAUAGUACCUUACUGACAAGCCUGUUUUAAAUAACCGUUUCUUUUUAUCAUGCACAAUAGGAAAGUGAAAGACUAUUGAAUGGUUAUUUUGAUAUCAAAGGGUUUAUUUUUCUAAAAAAGACAAAAGAAAAAACAAAGGACGCAUGGAGAUAAACAUUGCUGAAACACCCCCUUUUAAAUAUUUAUGUUUUAUUAUUAUUAUAAUUAUUAUUAUUAUUAUUAUUUCACUAAAUAGUUUUCCCUUAUAUACAGUAUAUUAAUAUUGUGAUCAUGUAGCCUGUUAAUGUUGAAUACAGACUGACUGUUUACAGUGUGUCUGUGUAUCUGCCAACUUCAAAUAUGUCUUUUAUUUAUUUUAAUUAUUAAAACAAUAAUGAUAUUAAUUAUUAUUAAUUUUAUUAGGUAUAAAGGCAUUUGUACUGAUGUUUAAAUAUUUUUCUCAGUGAGAUAGUCUCAAAUGUACUUCCCCAGUUAAACACGCUCAUACCCAGAAUGCACUACUGCAGUCGGAUGGACUGAUGAAUGUUCAGCACACUAAACCAAAGCUUCAGCAUAUACUGUAUGUCUGCAUAUGUUUCUGAUGUUAGGACAUGUGAAAAUGGUGUGUGUUCACAUCUGUCCUGCACUAUGGUAAUCAAUGAUCAUCGUGAUGGAUGUAAACGUGCGCAGACGGACUGAACUGGGAGCAGUCGUAGAGCUGGGGUCUGUGAUCCUGAUAUUCAUAUUCAGUAAUAUUUAACAUAAAGGCUUGUGCAGUGUUAUGUGCAUCUGUCGGCCAAAAAGCACACAAGAUUUCCCUGAGAUCUGCAGAUUUAUUUUAUUGUAACUUUAGACUGGCAUGAAUAAAACUGUUGUUUAGAGGAAUUUUAUAAGAUUAGAUGAUUACGUACUUAUGAUUUGGUGCUUAUUUAAUCAUUGUAACAUUUCUUGUGGCAAAAACAGUAUGACAUUGUGUUUUCUUUCUAUGAUAUCUGUGGUUGAUGAAGUCGUCUGUCUAGGAAUCAUUUUGUGUGUCCAUUAAAGCAGUCAUUUCAUGCAUUUGUUGUUUAUUUUUUCCCCUUAGGGAAUUCAUUUACAAUAUUUGUGUCCUGUGCCUUUAUAUGGAAGCUUUUUUCAUCAUGAAAUAAAAAAUAAAAAAGGUAAUUGCGACUUUUUAUCUCA
This is a messenger RNA of Ctenopharyngodon idella (grass carp), 6819 nucleotides long. RefSeq names its product ring finger protein 150a (gene rnf150a). The coding region runs from base 253 to 1539 and encodes 428 amino acids. Lineage: Eukaryota; Metazoa; Chordata; Actinopteri; Cypriniformes; Xenocyprididae. The record is from RefSeq and is a predicted model, not a curated record. The transcript is spliced from 7 exons.